CUCCAGGUCUCGGUCGCUGCUCCGGAAGCGACAUGGUGGCUCAGUCCGCUGCCCCGACUCGGCUGUGAUCCUGGGGGACCCCGCAAGCUUUGUUCAUGGUUGGCGUGGCCAGGAAACACAUCCGAGCCAAUAAGGGAAGCAGCUGGCAUUUCAGUAGGACCAUGGAAGAGCUUGUCCAUGAUCUUGUGUCAGCGCUGGAAGAAAGCUCUGAGCAGGCCAGAGGAUGCUUUGCAGACACCGGGGAUCACUCCCGCAGCAUUUCAUGUCUCCUGAAACGGCAAGCGCGCAAGCGAAGAGGAAGGAAAAGGCGCUCCGACAAUACCCAUCACCCCUGGGAGCCCGGGCACUGCCUUAGCGAUGGCUCCGACUCCAGUUUAGAAGAACAGAGCAAGGACUAUCGGGAGUGCGCAAGCAACAACAAAAAAGACAGCGACUCCGACGAUCAGCUCUUACUUGCCAAAAGAAGACCAUCUUCCAACAUCAAUACUAUACGUAAUAAAAGGCCUUUGUGGCAUGAGUCUGACUUAGUUGCUGACAGCAGAACCUUACGAAGAAGGCGGAAAGUGAAACGGAUGGCCAUAGACCCUCCGGCAGACAUCACUAGUGCGCUGGCUCUGUCUCAAGGUCGUGAUCAGCCAAUAGACACUGACUGCAAACAUUAUCAGCACCUGGAAGUAAUGAAGAGCAAAGUGAAAAAAAGGAAGAUGGCUCCACCAAGACAUGGGCACGAAGUUCCCGAUGAGGGUGUUGUGGUAGAAGGAGACGACAUGGGACUUGGAAACAAAGACAAGAUGGAAUAUGAAGAACAGAAGGGGUCAGACGAGAACAUGAGCGACAGCGAAUCCAGCAGUAUUAGCAGCAGCGACGCCGGCUUGUUUACGAACGACGAGGGACGCCAAGGUGAUGAUGAACAGAGUGAUUGGUUCUAUGAAGGCGAGUCGGGAGGAGCCUGCGGCAUCACUGGCGUUAUACCAUGGUGGGAGCAGGGGGACUCCACAGAGCUAAACAGGGAGCUCCCUGACCCAGUAUUCGAGAGUAUCCUGACCGGCUCCUUCCCUCUCAUGUCAGCAUCUGCACAGAGAGGUUUCCAGGCCAGACUAAGUCACCUACAUGCAAUGCAAGCGAGAAACCUUCGGAAGUCCUCAAUAAACCCAAGCCCUCUGAUCAGCAGCCCCGGCGCAAGCAGUAACGAUCGCCUUGUACAUUUCUCCCAGGAUCCCGACCAUUGGUUUUCUCCCGGAGCAAGAAAAGAUCAUAGUCAGCUCUUACGAGAUACCCGGUCAGAUCGAGGACAUAAGAAAAAUUGCUCGGGAAAAACUGCUAGCAGACAAACGAGUGUCCAUUUAGGAUCCUUGUUUAUGGGGGACAUCAAACGGAGAAGGAAAGCCGCUCCGAUCCCUGGACCCACGGCAUCUGGUUUUAUAGGUGAAAACAAUCAACCUAUCCCAGAGAGUAACAUUGGAAACCGCAUGCUUCAGAGUAUGGGCUGGACCCCUGGCACGGGACUGGGACCGGAUGGGAAGGGGAUUUCAGAGCCUAUCCGAGCCAUGCAAAGACCAAAGGGACUUGGACUUGGGUUCAGCUGAUGUAAUCGCACGGCAUGUUACAUCUCCAGACGUCUUAGGAAUAUCGAUGUGUGUGUUUAUAAUGUCAUUUGUAAAAUACUCUUUAUAAGAAAAUACAAAGUUUCUUUCUCCAACUGAAAAAAAAAAAAAAAAAUCCAGGAGAGCUGCAAUGUUAUCACCAGCUAGCACUGUGAAAGUAGUGACCAACCUGAGCUGUACACCACAACCAAUGACAUUUCAUGAAAUUCUGUUAAUAAUGCUGGGCUAAGGAAUGACACAUUCUCAGAGAUUAAAGAUGGUAGGUUUUAGAGUGCACCUGUCAUCUACAGAUAGUGAAGUGGUAAUGAAUUUUUUACACAAACCUGUUCUUUUAAGGCCUAUUUUUUGUCUUUGAAACCAAUAAAACAGUGAACAUUCCAGCCAUGUUA
Molecule: messenger RNA, 1993 nt
Organism: Rana temporaria (common frog)
Lineage: Eukaryota; Metazoa; Chordata; Amphibia; Anura; Ranidae
Gene: GPATCH2
Product: G-patch domain containing 2
Exons: 10
Coding region: 96-1586 (496 amino acids)
Molecular function (GO): nucleic acid binding
Source: RefSeq, a predicted model, not a curated record